Erpetoichthys calabaricus (reedfish) is the source of this 2176-nucleotide messenger RNA. RefSeq names its product tyrosine aminotransferase (gene tat). The coding region runs from base 71 to 1507 and encodes 478 amino acids. The record is from RefSeq and is a predicted model, not a curated record. NCBI's taxonomy places the organism in Eukaryota, Metazoa, Chordata, Cladistia, Polypteriformes, Polypteridae. Gene Ontology annotation, biological process: biosynthetic process; aromatic amino acid metabolic process. The transcript is spliced from 12 exons. Gene Ontology annotation, molecular function: L-tyrosine:2-oxoglutarate transaminase activity; pyridoxal phosphate binding.
GAUCCGCCAAUGACCGAUGGAGUUGUGACUCGGCCCCUCUUCGGUGGAUCCGUUUAAAUAGCAGCUCGAUAUGCAGACUCGGCAAUUCAAACUUUGGUCGAAGUCUGCCAAUUGUGCUAUCUCGUUCCAAACAACAGGUCCAAGAGAGAUGGAGAAUCAUGCAUAUGUAAUCCAGGUUAGCGGUAACGGCAACCUCCACGACAGCAUAAACGGGAGAUUCUUACCUGCCAAAAUGAAAAUAAGAAAACCCAAAUGGAACAUCAAAGCUUCGGAAAUGUCCAAUAAAACAUUUAACCCGAUACGAGCUAUAGUGGACAGCAUGAAGAUUGAACCAAAUCCUAACAAAAGUAUGAUUCGGCUCUCCAUUGGUGAUCCCACUGUGUUUGGAAAUCUUCCCACUGAUGAAGAGGUACUACAUGCAAUGAAGGAGGCAAUAGAUUCUGGAAAAUAUAAUGGAUAUGCUCCUUCUAUUGGGUACCAAAGCAGUCGUGAGGUUGUUGCCAGCUAUUAUACCGGCCCAGAAGCACCCCUGGAUGCCAUGGAUGUCAUCCUAACCAGUGGAUGUAGUCAAGCUAUUGAAAUGGCAAUUGGUGUGCUGUGCAACCCAGGAGACAACAUCCUUGUGCCUUGUCCAGGAUUCUCUCUAUACAAAACAUUAGCUUUGUCCAUGGGCAUUGAUGUCAAACUAUACAAUUUACUGCCUGAAGAAUCCUGGGAAAUUGACCUGAAACAGCUAGAAUCUUUAAUUGAUGAUAAGACCAGUUGCAUUAUUAUUAACAACCCUUCUAACCCCUGUGGAUCAGUCUUCAGUAAAUCUCAUCUUCAGAAAAUUCUUGCAGUUGCUUCUAGAAACUGCAUACCCAUAUUGGCUGAUGAAAUUUAUGGAGACAUGGUAUUCCCUGGUAGCAGAUAUUAUCCCAUUGCACCACUGAGCACUGAUGUUCCCAUUCUGUCUUGUGGUGGUUUAGCAAAGAGGUGGUUGGUGCCUGGGUGGAGACUUGGCUGGAUACUUAUCCAUGACAGGAAGGACUUAUUUGGAAGUGAGAUUAGAGAAGGACUGAUCCGAUUAAGCCAAAGGAUUCUGGGACCAUGCACAAUUGUUCAAGGAGCUUUGAAGGACAUUAUUAAUAACCCUUCACAAGAGUUUUAUAGCAGUACAAUACACAUCAUGAAGUCAAAUGCUGACAUCUGCUACAAUUCCCUUUCGAGUGUCCCUGGACUUCGGCCAGUCAGGCCAUCAGGAGCUAUGUACCUUAUGGUUGGUAUUGAAAUGGAGCACUUUCCAGAGUUUCAGUCCGACGUGGACUUCACUGAGAGGCUCGUAGCGGAACAGUCUGUUUUCUGCCUUCCUGCCACGUGCUUUGAAUAUCCAAACUUCUUCCGAAUUGUCGUAACAGUGCCAGAGGAGAUGAUGGUGGAGGCUUGCAACCGAAUUCAAGAGUUCUGUCAGCAGCACUACGAACCUUACUCCAACCAUAUCAUUCAGGACAUUGAUUGUGAUAAAUGAAAUGACGUACUGAGGAACAUUGAGCUGGGACUGAAAAGACUGAAUGCAAUUCUUGCUACUGUACUUUGAUGCCAAACCCUUUGAUUAAUUUAACAGUGUGCAGAAAAAUGGCAAUUGCAAUCGAAAUUUAAUAUGCAAAAGUAGUCAUGUGAAGAGACCUUUUUCUCACUCUGUCUAAAGGAAAAUGCCCAUAUCUUUUUUUUUUUGUAAAAAUAUAUAAACUACAUUGAAGUUUCAUUUACCUUUUGAAAAAUGUGUACAUUAUGUACCUUUAGGCCUGCUAAGCAGAGUACUGUAGUAAUUUAGUACAUUCACAUUCUUAUUUAAAUAGAUUUUAGGAAAAUGUUAUACAUGUCUGAACUGUGUUUAUAAUAUUUAUGAAAAUAUGCAUAUAAGCUAAACUGCAUGCAGAACAAUUAUUUUAAGAGGAUCCGCAUUUUAUAUUUACUACAUAAAAACUAUUGAGUUGCAACUUCAUAACAGAAUAUGGUUUUGUUUCACCAAUAUGGAACAUUAUGGUAUUACCACUUAAAAAUUGUUUUCUAUUAUUUCUUUUUCUAUUUAAAUGUUCAAGUUAAAGACAUGUAAAGUGAAGCUUUCUUUUUUACUGUGAUUAUUAAUUUCAUUUUUAUCUGCUGUAUGUUUAAUAUAAACAUUAAGGUUAUAAAA